Trametes versicolor FP-101664 SS1 is the source of this 1111-nucleotide messenger RNA. RefSeq lists its product as uncharacterized. The record is from RefSeq and is a predicted model, not a curated record. The transcript is spliced from 7 exons. Bases 1 to 1044 code for a protein of 347 amino acids. NCBI's taxonomy places the organism in Eukaryota, Fungi, Basidiomycota, Agaricomycetes, Polyporales, Polyporaceae.
AUGUCAGACAAGUCGUUCCUCAGGAUUGAGUUUCUCGUCCUCUUCGUAGAAACCUUGUUAUUUGGGGUGUUCUGCGUUCUGUAUCCGAUCUCAAUAUGGAUCCUGGUAUAUCGACAACGUCGCAACCGGCGCCGCUCUACCCCAAGUUUCUGGAUGACAGCGGUCGUCACUACCAUGUUCCUCCUGGCUGGCACAUAUCUAUCGAUCGAUGUCAACCAUCUAUCGGCGGCUUUUGCAGACCACAGCAUGACGCCCGGCGGUCCUUUGGCUUACUUCGAACGUCCCGGGAACGACCCGUCUCGCUACGUUUCUUCCACCAUAUUUGCUUUGAUGACGGUCUUGGGUGAUGCGUUCAUGAUGUAUCGAAUUUAUGUGGUCUGGGAGCAGAAGUGGUUCUCUUUGAUCAUCCCCGGCCUCCUCCUCGCAGGCGAUCUAAUCACCACUUCUUUGGUAGCCGACCUCUUGCUUGGUGGUACGCCCUUGACCUAUGACCUCUCGUUCAUACUGGUCGGUCGCGCACGGUUCAUCGCCUACUUCGUUGUGGUGCUGUUGACCAAUAUAAUCAUGACUCUCCUACUUCUUGGUCGUCUUUGGUGGGACGACAGAAGAAUACGGCGACAUUGUCCUCGAGAUGCGUCCAACUCCGUACACUGGCGCGUUAUGAAGACCAUCGUGCAGUCGCAGUCUGUUUACUCCAUCGGGGUGGUCUUCAAUCUCGCCGCGUACGCCGCUCACUCCAAUCUUGUGCUCAUCACCAACGCAAUCCUCCCUCAACUGAUUGGUAUAUCAUUCACUCUGAUUAUCACUCGCAUCGGCCUAAGCGAGGUGCUGAACGUCACAUCCGACAACCGUCAGACGGACGCGACUACCAUCGAGUUCAGCGACCGAGGCCGGACGCCGCCGCCACCCAUUGCGGUUGACGUGUUUGUCUCACAAUCGACCUGUAGCGACGAGAUAGCCUCGCACGACGACAAGGCCCGGGCAGGGGAACCCCACGUCGACUUCACCGCAGAUCGCCAUAUGCCCGUGUUGCAGAAGGUGUAGACAAGACGCCAAUACCGUACUAAUCUUGCCGGACUUCAUUCCUUCGUACUGUGGCCGCAUCCGUCUC